GUGACUAGCUAGAAAUUUUGGGGUAAAAGUCAAGAGCAAUUCGAUAAUCCAAGAAUCCCACAGCUGAUGGAUCAGUUGCUGAAUACCCAGGCAAGUUCUUGGAGGAGGGAGGGGGAGUUUAGGUAUCCUGGACGAAAUGGAUUUUUUGGUUUGUCUCUUUGAUUUUGAGUAUAGUUUAAAGUUCUUCCUUAACUGCAUAACUUGCUUUUUUCAUAAGAUCUUUAUGUACAGGUCUUCUGUUUUUCUCUUUGAAAUUGUGUAAAUUUAUCUUGUAAUAAAAUUCAGUCUGAUAAAACACUAAUCUUAAAUUAUUGGCAUUAAUAACAGUCUUCAAGAAGUGGACCGAAACAAUUCUGAGAGCACUGCUUAAGAACUAAUGUGAGCAGGUCUCAAGAAGUCUGUGGGCAUAGUUUUUACUGACCCUACAGAGAAUGGCCAGACAGGUUUCAGGUAGAAGUGUUAGAAAACGUUGUUGCCUCUAGGAACGGCUGCUGUGUGUUGCUAAGGGUCGUAUUGAAGAUAACAACAUGGGACUUGACAUUCACACCAUUUUUUGUCACCUGUUUGUUGCACAUGCUGUGCAGAUUUAAAGUUGAAAUUUUGACUAAAUUUAUUCUCUACACAUUUCCCUUGAGGAGUAGGAGCAGUAUUACUGCUAGUAGUACACGUUUCAGUGUGCUGGUAAGCUGGAGGUUCAUUUCUUGGGUAAGUACACUUGGGUGCACUGUUAGGUGAAAUGUCUUUUUAAAAUGUUUUCCUGCUUUUAAAUGUCUUAUAUAAAAAUGUUCUGUUUUUUAAGUCUUCUUAAAGUUUGCUUUGUUUCAUGUAAUAUGAAUAACAAUGAAUGUUUCUGUGGUAUUGUUUUCUUUGUAGUAUUUUAUAGUUGUCUUUAUUAUAAAAUAUAUGAACAUACUUUGGUAAUUAACAAUAAAUCAUGAUUAAGGUUUUAACAGCACUAGCUUUUCCCAAGAAGAGCUUCUGUCAUUGUUUCACUACAGGGCUUGAGGAGCUGCUUUUAUCUUUAGCAAAGAGCUUGCAGCAGGGUUACCCCUAAUUUCUGUAGCAUAAUGGUCUCAGUUUUUCUCAGCCAAACUGCUGAAUGAGAGAGUGAGAGGGGAAAGGAAAAAAACAAACCAGCUUGAUUAUGUUGGGGGCUACUGCUGCAAUUGGUGCUCAAUAUGGGUAACUUAAAAUUAUCUAUAGACAGUUGCCCAUUUACAGACAACCUUAUUCAUUUUUCUGAAUAAGGCCAAAUUCACUUUUGAUUCCACCAUUUGGCAUGAAAAUAAGUCUUUACCAUCCCUCCUCCCUGUUUUUAAAAAUGGCAUGCCUCAGGGCUAUGCCUAUGCUGUCUCCUCAGAAGUAUCAGUGCUUUCUUGUAUUGUUACACCCUUUCAGUCACCUGAAGAUGAAAAGGGAGAUUAGGAAAAGCACUUGACUUGACCUCAUGUAUUGGAGGAAAAUUAUGAAAGUGGAGUUAAACACUAUAUUAAACUUCAAAAAUUUUAAUUGAAUGUCUAUGAUCUUGAGAUGCCAGCAAAUGGCUGUGGCUUUGCUAAUGAGCAUUGUGAUGGUUAUAACUGGAAAAGAGUUGUUCAAGACUUCCUGUGUGGACUCUUUUGCUUUGGUUUGAGAUUUUUUUUUGGGGGGGAACAGAUCCUUCAAGGGUCCUCCUUUUUUUUUUUUCAUUUUGAUAAAUUUUGCAUCUGGCACAGAAUCUAAACCUGUAACCUGGUGAGUCAGCUGCAUGUGUCAGACUGCCUUGUAAUAACCAUCAGAAUGUACUAGUAUAGGUGAUAUUUAUUUAUCUCCAAUAAAUACUUGCUACUAUUUGAUCAGCUACCAAAACUUUCAAGUUCUGGUGGAGGAGCAAAGAAGUUUCUUGAUUACUAAACAUAAUCAGUUUAACUCCAGGUCUGAACAAUGUACCUGUUUGCUGCUGUUCAGAGCUAUCCUUCCCAUUUGGGAGAUAGGGAAACUUGCUAUUUUAGUGGAGCACAGCUUGACAGUUUGGUCAGUUAUUGGAGGGGGGAGUGGUAAGCUCUGGGAGGUAAGUUUUCCAGUUUCCCAUUUGGCUCCAGCUGCAGCCUGCCUCGUGCCGUGGCGCGCUGGCUGCAGUGGGGACGCCAGCACUGCAGUGGGACCAGUGACAGAAGCUGUUCUUCAGCGUUUUCAGGAUGGCUGUUUUCUGCGUCAGGAUGAGGCAUUCCUGCUGGGCAGAGCCACCGCCAAGAGCAAAGGUAAGGUAAUGUUUAUUCCAUGGGAAUGCUUAAGACAGCUGAGCAGCUUGUACCAACCGCUGCGGUAAUAGCCACAGGAGCUCUUUUCCCCCCUUAGCUUAGUUUAUAUACUGUAAUGUUUUUGUUCUGUAAAUAACUUUAUGCUGGAUUCUUUUCAUUAAACUAAUAUGAAUUUGAAUAGUACUUGUUCAGAUGUAAAUGUUAAUUUUCUGUGAUAUUUUUUCCCCCCCCCUUUAAUCUACUGUUUCCUCUUUUCUUUCUUCCGGAACAAAAAUAAAUUGGGGUAUAAUGUAAGCUGGUUUCUAUUCCAUCAUGGGAGAUGCUGAAUCUAUAAAAUGGUGCUGCAAAGUAGCACUAAAGUUUUGGGAGGAAUGAGACACCAGGAAACAUCUGCUAUCGUUAUACAUCCUCUCUUGGAGACUUUCAGCAAUGCUGUGUGUGUCAGAAAAUGCUUGCAGUCUGCGACCAUGCUGAGUUACAGCUCAUGAGGAAAAAGGGGCAUUUUCACCCCAGUUGCUCAGUGACUCGGUUGCAUAUGUUGGAUUGAAUACUGGAAAAAGAAGUCAGUAAUCUUCACAGUAACUGCAAACCAACUGUAUGCAGUUGUGAUCCAAACAGUCGAUGUAAAAUUAAAUCCAAUCGGGAGAAAGUUGGAAUGCAAUAGAUCUGUGAAUGUGAGUUCCUCACAUUUGUUCAGUGAUCGGUAUGUAAAUUUUCUCAGUGGCCAUUCUAGAACCCUAUGGACAUCUGGCUUUAAUUCACACCUGUGAAAAAGAGCAAAAUUAUUUACAGCAUGUUUCCUUGGUUCUGAUGUGCAGAAUUACUUUCCUCUGAACAGAUGAAUUUUUUUUUUUUUUUGUUAUUUGGUGCUGGGCUGUAGCUAUCAAAACCUUUGCUGGAGUAGUGGGGUUUUGUUUUUUUCCUUUCUCUUCAAACUAUACAGAACUCCUACUUGCAAAACAUGAUAUAUCCAAGAGGACUUCCACGGACUGUGAUGUGAAAGGCUUCUCAAUAUUUUCUUUGGUCUCAGAUUUUUUUGUUGAUUUUUCUUGUGGGCAAAGGUAAUUCUCUACUCUGUACUAGUAUUUCAAAAGCACCAGUAUCUUAAAACAUCAUUUGUUGAAAAGCUCUCUAGGAAGUUUUUUGCUGUCUGUGAAGCCUUACUGUAAGAUACUUUUGAAACCAGAUUUCAGAGUUUGUGCAGCCUCAGAAGCCUCCUCUGUUGGUAUCUUCAAGUUUGACUUCUUUUGGACUUCGUGAACAAAUACAAUUCUGUUUUUGUAUCUUUAAUUUUGUGUGUAGAUUCAAAUCUAAGUUGUUGGAAGCUAAGACUGACUGUUAGAUAUUAGCCCUUUAUAAUUAUCCUGUAUGUGCAGAUUGUAUGUUUAUACAGUGGUCUACCUGUUGUACAGUGUUUUUGAGAUGUUACCAUAUAAGAUGACACUUCAUUUCAAAUAAAAGCCUAUUUUUUCGCAGUUAAUAAUAUUUAAUGCUGGUGGUUGUGAAUUGUAUAAUGUUUUAUUGUGCCAUUGGACCACAAAGCUGGAGUUGGGAAUUGGUGGCUCUUGGGACUGUCCUCUUUUUACAGGUGAUGUUUGAAAUGUGAUUCCUGAGGUAAAGUGUUUAUGUUCUUGGGGGAAGAGGGUAAGGGGAGGGAUUGAAUGGUUAAUUUUGUCUUUUUUUUUUUUUUUCUCCCUUGUCCCCAAUGAUUUGUGGUAUUGCGUACCUUGUGCUUUUGGCUUGUUUUUUUCUUUACUAUUAAACUGCUGAUGUUUAUUUCCAGGAAUGUUUUGCAAAUGUCCUUCUCACUCUUCCCCUCUACAACUGUAGGCAUUCGUUGUGAAACACCUCUUGGAGUAUACCCAGCAGAGUGAGUCCAACCUGCAGUACAGCUUGUUUUUAGUUUUUGGCAUCUUUAUGACGGAAGUGGUGCGAUCGUGGUCCCUGGCACUAACCUGGGCGUUGAAUUAUCGCACGGGGGUCAGACUGCGUGGGGCUGUCCUGACAAUGGCAUUUAAGAAAAUUCUUAAGCUGAAGAACAUCAAGGAGAAGUCUCUUGGAGAGCUCAUAAAUGUUUGUUCCAAUGAUGGUCAGAGGAUGUUUGAAGCUGCAGCAGUUGGCAGUUUGUUGGCUGGGGGCCCUAUUGUGGCCAUCUUGGGAAUGGUUUAUAAUGUGAUUAUUCUGGGUCCGACAGGCUUCUUGGGAUCUGCUGUCUUCAUCCUCUUCUACCCAGCAAUGAUGUUUGUGUCACGCCUCACAGCUUAUUUCAGAAGAAAAUGCGUAGCAACAACAGAUGAACGUGUGCAAAAGAUGAAUGAAGUUCUUAAUUACAUUAAAUUCAUUAAAAUGUAUGCUUGGGUCAAACCAUUUUCUCAGAACGUUCAAAAAAUUCGUGAGGAGGAACGCAAAAUCUUGGAGCGUGCAGGUUACUUCCAGAGCAUCACUGUGGGAGUGGCUCCCAUUGUUGUUGUCAUUGCCAGUGUGGUGACCUUUUCUGUCCAUAUGAUCCUUGGCUAUGACCUUACAGCGGCUCAGGCAUUCACAGUGGUCACUGUCUUUAACUCAAUGACUUUUGCUCUCAAAGUUACUCCAUUCUCAGUGAAGUCGCUGUCUGAGGCAUCUGUUUCUGUUGACAGAUUUAAGAGUUUAUUUCUAAUGGAAGAGGUUCAUAUGAUAAAGAAAAAACCAGCCAAUCCUCACACCGCGAUAGAGGUGAAAAAUGCUACCUUGGCUUGGGACUUCUCCCAUGCCAGCGUCCAGAGCUCACCAAAGUUGACCCCUAAAGUGAAAAAAGACAAGAAAGUCGCCAAGAGCAAGAAAGAGAAAAUGAAGCUACAGAAUGAGGGACAGCAAGCUGUGCUGGCAGAGCAGAAGGGCCAUCUUCUAGUGGACAGUGACGACCAUCACAGCCCUGAAGAGGAGCACAAAAUCAUCCACCUGGUCAACCUUCGGCUUCAGAGGACUCUCUACAACAUUGACAUGGAGAUAGAAAAGGGAAAACUUGUUGGAAUUUGUGGCAGUGUGGGGAGUGGAAAAACUUCACUUAUCUCAGCAGUUUUAGGACAGAUGACCCUGCUGGAGGGGAGCAUUGCAGUGAGCGGCACCUUUGCAUACGUGGCCCAGCAGGCCUGGAUUCUCAACGCCACUCUCCGGGACAACAUCCUUUUUGGCAAGGACUAUGAUGAAGAAAGAUACAAUACUGUGCUGAAUGGUUGCUGUCUAAGGCCAGACCUGGCCAUCCUUCCAAAUGGGGACCUGACAGAGAUUGGUGAACGAGGGGCUAACCUGAGUGGAGGACAGCGUCAGAGAAUCAGUCUGGCUCGAGCCCUGUACAGUGACAGGGACAUCUACAUCCUUGAUGACCCCCUUAGUGCCUUAGAUGCUCAUGUUGGAAAUCACAUUUUUAACAGUGCAAUAAGGAAACACCUGAAGACAAAGACUGUCCUUUUUAUCACACAUCAGCUUCAGUAUCUUGUUGACUGUGAUGAAGUGAUCUUCAUGAAAGAAGGCUGCAUUACAGAGCGAGGCAGUCAUGAGGAACUGAUGAAUUUAAAUGGAGAUUAUGCAACUAUUUUUAAUAGCCUACAGCUGGGAGAAACACCACAUAUUGAGAUUAAUAUAAAGAAGAACACAAACAAUUCACUGAAAAGGCCCCAGGAUAAAAGUACCAAAACAGGGUCUGUGAAGAAGGAGAAAGUUGUAAAGAAGGAAGAAGAGGGCCAGUUGGUCCAGUUGGAAGAGAAAGGCAAAGGCUCUGUGCCCUGGUCUGUUUAUGGUGUCUACAUUCAGGCAGCUGGAGGCCCCUUUGCAUUCCUCAUCAUCAUGGCACUGUUUGUGCUGAAUGUGGGCAGCACAGCUUUUAGCAACUGGUGGCUGAGUUUUUGGAUCAAGCAAGGCAGUGGAAACACCACUGUGACUUUGGGAAAUGAGACUGUCAUAAGCAACAGUAUGAAAGAUAACCCUCACAUGCAUUACUAUGCUGGCAUCUAUGCACUGUCUAUGGCAGUUAUGUUGAUCCUGAAAGCUGUUCGUGGUGUGGUCUUUGUAAAGGGAACUCUCAGAGCAUCCUCAAGGCUCCAUGAUGAACUCUUCCGACGGAUUCUGCGUAGCCCCAUGAAGUUCUUUGACACUACCCCCACUGGGAGGAUCCUCAACAGGUUUUCCAAAGACAUGGAUGAAGUUGACGUUCGUUUGCCAUUUCAAGCAGAAAUGUUCAUCCAGAACGUCAUCCUUGUGUUCUUCUGUGUGGGAGUGAUUUCUGGGGUUUUCCCCUGGUUCCUGGUGGCAGUGGGGCCCCUCAUUGUCCUGUUCACAGUUCUGCAUGUUGUGUCUAGAGUCUUUAUCCGAGAGCUCAAGCGUCUAGACAACAUCACACAGUCUCCAUUCUUGUCUCAUAUUACAUCUAGUAUCCAGGGUCUCUCCACAAUCCAUGCCUACCACAAAGGACAGGAAUUUCUGCACAGGUACCAGGAGCUGCUGGAUGACAACCAGGCCCCGUUUUACCUUUUCAGCUGUGCAAUGCGCUGGCUGGCUGUGCGCCUGGACAUCAUCAGCAUUGCUCUGAUCACAACCACUGGCCUUAUGAUUGUCUUGAUGCAUGGCCAGAUCCCUCCUGCCUAUGCUGGGCUGGCCAUCUCAUAUGCUGUGCAGUUAACAGGGUUAUUCCAGUUUACAGUCAGACUGGCUUCAGAGACAGAAGCUCGUUUCACCUCAGUGGAGAGGAUUGACCACUAUAUCAAGACACUUUCCCUAGAAGCUCCUGCUCGAAUUAAGAAUAAAACUCCUCCUCUGGACUGGCCACAGGAAGGUGAAGUCGUGUUUGAAAAUGCAGAGAUGCGGUAUCGAGAGAACCUUCCUCUAGUACUUAAAAAAGUGUCCUUUACCAUCAAACCGAAGGAAAAGAUUGGCAUUGUGGGGAGGACAGGCUCAGGGAAGUCUUCCCUUGGAAUGGCACUCUUUCGUCUUGUUGAAUUGUCUGGAGGCUGCAUUAAAAUUGAUGGUGUGAAAAUAAAUGACAUUGGCUUGGCAGAUCUUCGGAGCAAACUCUCCAUAAUCCCUCAGGAACCUGUGCUGUUCAGUGGCACUGUGAGAUCAAACUUGGAUCCUUUCAAUCAGUACAGUGAGGAACAAAUCUGGGCUGCUUUGGAAAGGACUCAUAUGAAGGAGUGUAUUGCACAGCUGCCUAUGAAACUUGAUUCAGAAGUGAUGGAAAAUGGGGAGAACUUUUCUGUUGGAGAGAGACAGUUACUGUGCAUAGCUAGAGCUCUGCUGCGUCGUUGCAAGAUAUUGAUCCUGGAUGAAGCAACAGCUGCUAUGGACACGGAGACAGACUUACUGAUCCAGGAGACCAUCAGAGAGGCUUUUGCAGACUGCACUAUGCUAACAAUUGCUCAUCGCCUGCACACAGUCCUGGGCUGUGAUCGGAUCAUGGUGCUAACACAGGGACAGGUAGUGGAAUUCGACACCCCGACUGCCCUUCUGGCCAAUGAGAACUCGCGCUUCUAUGCUAUGUUUGCUGCUGCAGAGAACAAGGUUGCUGUCAAGGGCUGAAAUUCAGGGCAAAGUCACUUUAAUUUUGGAGAGCUAUGCUCCCUGCCUGUGGCAGGCCAGCUCUUCCUCCUCCUCGCAGAUUAUUGCCUUUUCAUCUUUUAAUUUUUAGCACAACGUGUCAAGCCAGAGAGUUUUUAAAACCAUGUCAGAAGAACUCUUCAUGUUUUUAUUAUUGUAUUUAUUCCAUAUUACUAAUUUUUUGUUAUUAAAUGCACUCUACAAUGGCUCAGGGAGCCAUAGUUAUAAAUGUAUCAGAGGCCUAUAAUGAAGCUUUAUACAUGUAGCUAUAUCUAUACAUAAUUCUGUAUAUAGCCUAUAUUUACAGUGGAAAUGUAAGCUGUUUAUUUUAUAUUAAAAUAAGCACUGUAUUAA
This is a messenger RNA of Sturnus vulgaris (Common starling), 8162 nucleotides long. RefSeq names its product ATP binding cassette subfamily C member 5 (gene ABCC5). Gene Ontology annotation, molecular function: ATP binding; ABC-type transporter activity; ATP hydrolysis activity. Gene Ontology annotation, cellular component: membrane. The record is from RefSeq and is a predicted model, not a curated record. Gene Ontology annotation, biological process: transmembrane transport. NCBI's taxonomy places the organism in Eukaryota, Metazoa, Chordata, Aves, Passeriformes, Sturnidae.